AAAACACUUCCUAAAGGGAUGGAGAAUAGCGAAGAUUGCGCAGUGACCGUCGUCCCGGGAGAGGAGAAGCAGAGACACCUCAUCCCAAACGGCAAUGGACACUCGAGCGACAACGGAGCGCUGUCCGGCGGAGGGGCGGCCGGCGCCGCAACACCGCCGCCGGUCCGGGCCAGCUACCCAGAAAGAGAGACGUGGACCCGGCAGAUGGAUUUUAUAAUGUCCUGCGUGGGAUUCGCUGUGGGUUUGGGCAACGUGUGGCGGUUUCCUUACCUUUGCUACAAAAACGGAGGAGGAGUCUUCCUCAUCCCCUACAUUAUUAUCGGGUUGCUAGGAGGCAUUCCGAUCUUCUUCCUGGAGAUCGCUUUGGGGCAGUUCAUGAAAGCAGGGAGCAUCAACGUAUGGAACAUCGCCCCGCUGUUUAAAGGUCUGGGCUACUCCUCAAUGGUCAUUGUGUUCUUCUGCAACACUUACUACAUCAUGGUCCUGGCUUGGGGCUUCUAUUACUUCAUCAAGUCCUUCAGUGCUACCCUGCCUUGGGCAACCUGCAAAAACCCGUGGAAUUCUGUGGACUGCAUCGAGUUCUUCCGGCAUGACGAAUGCCACAACGGCACCAUCGGCAACGCCACCUUCGGCAACAUGACCUGCGAGGAGCUGGCCAACGGGCGCUCGCCAAUCAUCGAGUUCUGGGAGAACAAGGUCCUGAACAUCUCGGAAGGACUAGAGUACCCGGGAGUGAUGAACUGGGAAGUAACGCUGUGUCUCCUAGCAACCUGGGUCAUUGUGUACUUCUGUGUGUGGAAGGGAGUCAAGUCAACGGGGAAGAUCGUGUAUUUCACAGCCACGUUCCCCUACGUUGUCCUGAUCAUUCUACUCAUCCGAGGGGUCACCCUGCCCGGAGCCUACGAAGGCAUUCUCUACUAUCUCAGACCAGACUGGUCCAAGCUAACAUCAGCACAGGUGUGGAUCGAUGCUGGGACUCAGAUCUUCUUCUCGUAUGCAAUCGGACUUGGUGCUCUCACUGCACUCGGCAGCUAUAACAGAUUCAACAAUGAUUGCUAUAAGGACGCCUUACUCUUAGCUCUCAUUAACAGUGGCACCAGCUUCUUCGCUGGCUUUGUGGUCUUCUCAAUCUUGGGGUUCAUGGCUGCGGAACAGGGGGUACACAUCUCACAAGUGGCCGAAUCAGGCCCGGGACUGGCGUUCAUAGCGUACCCCAAAGCAGUCACUCUGAUGCCUGUGUCCCCUCUUUGGGCAGCUCUGUUUUUCUUCAUGCUUUUACUUUUGGGACUGGACAGCCAGUUCGUGGGGGUGGAGGGUUUCAUCACUGGGAUCUUGGAUCUGUACCCUGGAAAGUAUUACCAGCGCUACCGUCGAGAAAUCGCGGUCGCCAUUUGCUGUACGCUCUGUUUCGUUGUUGACCUGUCCAUGGUCACCCAGGGUGGAAUGUAUGUCUUCCAGCUAUUUGAUUAUUACUCUGCCAGUGGGAUGACCCUCCUGUGGCAGGCAUUCUGGGAGUGUGUGGUUGUCUCUUGGGUUUAUGGGGCUGACAGGUUCAUGGAUGAUAUCGCUCGUAUGAUUGGUUACAGGCCGUUUCCCUGGAUUAAGUGGUGUUGGUCAGUCAUCACUCCAUUGGUGUGCAUGGGUAUUUUCUUCUUUCAUCUUGUCAAUUACAAGCCGCUGACCUACAACAAGACCUAUGUGUACCCCUGGUGGGGCGAGGCAGUGGGCUGGGUCCUGGCUCUCUCCUCUAUGCUGUGUAUCCCGACCACCGUGGUCUACAAGCUCUUCCGUGCCAAGGGCACCUUCAGAGAGCGCUGGGAUCACCUGACCAAGCCAGUGUGGGGUGGUCACCACCUGGAAUACAUGUCCGAAGACACGGACAUCAAAAGCCUGGCCUCGCUGACCCCCAACUUGGAGGACAACAAGGUCAUCCUGUUCGAAAGCGUCAUGUAAACUCCUCUCCUCCUCCUUCACCCACUCACCGGUCAUCUCAUCAGAGCACAGAGACACACAGAUGCAACACGUACCACAGGCAUGGAAACAAGACUCCCGCUGCACAGCAGUGUGAUCCAUUCCUGCUUUUACCGUGAGGUUAAUAAGACACACCUGGGCUUGUUGCCCACAUAAACACUGGGGCUGAUCAAGCUCCUAGUAAAACCUGGAAUGGACUACUAUGCAAUAGGAGUCCUGUACUUUGGCAGAAUUCUAACAGGCAUUAGAACUAAGUGUGUGUUCAUCACAAUAUAUAUAUAACGACAAGCACAGUCUAAUUGAUGUGCUAUAUUUCAAGCUCUUCAGUGACUUCUGCGCUGUGCGGUUUAUGCAAACUCCUCCCACUGCCUCCUGAUUGGCUGACAGAAAAUGAGCUCAUGAAUAAUGCUGGAUCCGGUCUACUUUGUUACAUAUUAAUAAUCUGUUUUCGGUUUCAACCAAUCAGAAACGAGCGGGAGGGGUAGACAAAAAUGCCCAAACUUGACUUGGAAGCAGGAAAGUUAAAUUAGGACCCCCCGUUAAGGUGUCCUAUGUUCUGCCUGCUGGAAUUCUGCCAAUCGACAACAAAGCUAUUUAAAAAAAAAAAAUAAUCACUGGUAAUAAAAACUAUAAUCAAGAACAUGUAAAGCGAGGCUAUGUUUGGGCAUUGUUGAACUGCUUGCACCUUUUAUGAAAAAAAUGAAUCGUGUUAGACUAUUUCUUUUGUUUGUUAUUAUUAUUAUUAUUAUUACUACUACUACUUGUAAAAUAAAUCAAGAUUUAUUUUGUGAAUGAUUUCAUUUGUAAAAAAAUAUACAUAUAUAUAUAUAUAUUUUAAAAGAAUGGGUUGAUGCAGUAAAUAAUAAAGAUGUUUUACUUGAUGCGAGGAAUGAGACAAAUAUGCAAUAGGAUGCAAUAGAGAAGAUAUACAGGGCAAUAGGGGGCCUGUUUCCCUUCCUUACUACCCAGAAACAACACAUUUAUCCAGAAAAUUCCCAUCCGAAAUCCUUAGGACUUCACCCUACAUGGAGUGUUCCCAACCAUCAAAUACGUGUGCCAUUCCACUUGAGUGCCAAGCUGAAAAUCUGUCACUUUAUAACAUCGUCACUGCUUACUUUCACAGGCAUCUAGCUGAGCAAAUAACACUCAGCCGCUGGGCGUGUAUUCCACAGUAAUUGCUUGCUCAUGAAUACAUAGACACAGUCAUGCCUCAUAUCUCCACUGCCUCUCUCCAGGUCUAGCUGAGUCUGGGUGAGGUGUAGCUGAGGGUGUUUCCACUGCCCCUCGCCUACACCUGAGACAGCACAACGAGGCCAUGCUGUGCUGAAGAGACAAACUCUUUGGAACAGUGGCUGCUGCAGAGUCACUUCCAGUAGGACCUCAGUUGUUUUACGUCUCAUCCGAAGGACGGAGCACAAGGAGGUUCAGUGACUUGCUCAGGGUCACACACACACAGCGAGUUGGGAUUGAACCUCCUGGUAACCAGCCCCUGUCUCUAAAUACUUUCUCUUACUGCUUCAUGACGAAAGCUCACUAAUAAGACUGCUGACUGUGUAAAGACCUCAAAUCAAAAAAACAGCCACAAAAGCCUGUUUCGCUUGUCUGCAUAUAAAUCAAUCCCAUAAUCCAACAUGACCUUUUACUGAUGCACUAUGACCUCACUACUGCUUCGUGGGUCAAAAUGGCAUUGAAGCCCAGACAACUGCACCUCGCCCAGAAACCGACAGAAACCAGGCAUUAUAGUUCUACUGUACAUCACUAUAGUACAUGGCACUGCUGUGGACUGCCAAUAACCUGUAUUAGUCUGUUGGUCGUGUCUGUUUAUCUGAUCUGAAUCUGGUUCACACCCAGAAAGCAAAGAGAAGUGGAUUGAAACCAGAACUGAAAAGGCUGCUGUUCACACAUUUCACCUUCAUCACACUGAGGAAGGCAUCCCGCCAAAUCGUUUGUCCAUUUCAGGGUUGGCCGAAGAAUCCGCUCCUGGUCUUUGCUCCAACCCUGUUCUGUGUUUAGUUGAACCAAUUAAACCUCCGUCCAGACCCUGAAGUAGCUGCCAUCUCAUUUUACCUGGGAAAACCUGGAGUGGAUUGACCCUCCAGGACCGGGAUGGAUUGGGUACCCCUGGUCUACCUGAAUUGAGUUUUUCCAUCCAUGUCCCAACACUCAACCCUAAACCUUUAAGACAAUUUGACGCUGACAAAGGAUAAAGGCUCGACAAGUUUGUCUGCUUGACUGAACGAAGAGAAAGGCCUGUGGUUCGACACAAACCUGAUCCAUCGCGUACUGUGUGUAGCACCAAAUUAUUUAAAUUUUUUUUUCCUAAGAUAAAACAUUCAUCACGGUAUUCUAAUUAAGGUUUGAUAUGUAUGUAGCUAUUCUAAUAAUAUUAGUGUUACUCAUAAUAAUAAUUACAGUCGUUGUACACAAGAAACACAUUAAAUAUGCAUUAGCAGAACUGUACAGCAGUUUAAUAUUUGCAGUAACUUUUUCGGUUCAUCACUGAAUAAGACAGGAACAUGGCGACGACAUUCAUUAUAAUAGGUUCAUUAUAAUAAUACUACAGAUUUCCACAGAAACUUCGUAUCCGCUGACUAUAUUCGAAUCAACAAAGCACAUGUUAUCUUUCCUCUUGAACUAUAUCGUCAUGAUAACUUACUCUAAUUUUGUUCACCACAAAAGAGAAGUCUAAAUGUAACUUAACUUAAAUGUUGCUGUAUUUCUCGUUAAGUGUACAAGUCUUCUUGUCAAAUGACAGGGAUGGAAAUAAGACUCCUAUUGCAUAGCAGUGUCACCCACUCCAGGUUUUAAUUCAAGCUAGGUUAGCCACAGUGUGUAUACAGGUAGCAAUCGUGUGUGUGUGUGUGUGUGUGUGUGUGUGUGUGUGUGUGUUAUUAAACUCCUAGUAAAACCACAAAUGGAUCAAACUGCUAUGCAACGGGAGUCAUUUCCAUCCCUGAAUUAACUAUGUAAGACCUUUUUAAAGUAUUUUAGGUAGAAAAAUAUGCAAAAUAUAUUUGUGUCAAACCUAGGAAAUGUUUAUCCCAGCAUAAAUAAUGGUUCAUAUAUUUUUUAAAAGGAGUUUUCAUAUCAGAGAGAUAUUUUUUUUUUUUUGUUUGCCCACAUAGAAAUUAUUUUCUAAGCCACAAAGAUGUAAAGAUGUAAAUCAUAUGAGUUUAUUGCAUGCAGACCAUGUACAGCACACACAAAAUGUAUGAAAAAGACAUAGAUGUACAUUUGUGACAUACGAGUUAAACAUGCCGCUGUCUAUAUAAAAUAUAAAGUGUAAAACAGUAUCGUCAUCACAUUUUAUAUAUGUAAAGCAAAUGUGGAAAUAUACAGAAAAACAUACAUUUAGCACUGUUGAGUGUUUACUAGUUAGGAAUGACUAACGAUGGCAAAAAUUGAUGCUAAUUAAGAAACUUAAAAUGCAUAGGAUUCUAUGCACAUGGGGGAAAAAAAUAUGCAGUCAUUUCUGCAAAAAUAUCUCUUUAAAGCUAAUUUGAAGGGCUUACCGCUCAACAUCACGAUUCUGUAGCGUCUCUAAGGUGACUUGUAAUGUAUUUCACUCACUGUUAACCCUGUCUCGUUCCUAUUGUCAAAUAUCAUCAUGCUUUGCCACUGUGACUUGUGUGUGUGAGCGUCUCCCUUUUACUGUGGCAGUACAAGCGAAUAAACUGGAACAAACAAAUAAGAAA
Acipenser ruthenus (sterlet) is the source of this 5666-nucleotide messenger RNA. RefSeq names its product solute carrier family 6 member 8 (gene slc6a8). Gene Ontology annotation, biological process: sodium ion transmembrane transport. The record is from RefSeq and is a predicted model, not a curated record. The transcript is spliced from 14 exons. The coding region runs from base 19 to 1953 and encodes 644 amino acids. Gene Ontology annotation, cellular component: membrane. NCBI's taxonomy places the organism in Eukaryota, Metazoa, Chordata, Actinopteri, Acipenseriformes, Acipenseridae.